Manis javanica (Malayan pangolin) is the source of this 5329-nucleotide messenger RNA. It is a transcript of the gene AMMECR1, whose product is annotated as AMMECR nuclear protein 1. The record is from RefSeq and is a predicted model, not a curated record. NCBI's taxonomy places the organism in Eukaryota, Metazoa, Chordata, Mammalia, Pholidota, Manidae. Gene Ontology annotation, cellular component: nucleus.
CGCCGCCAGCUCGCCUCACUUAUGGGUCGGAAGCGCUGCGUGGGGGAGACCGGUCCAAGAUGGCGGCGGGUUGCUGCGGGGUGAAGAAGCAGAAACUGUCCAGUUCGCCCCCCUCUGGCUCGGGUGGCGGUGGUGGCGCCUCCUCCUCCUCCCACUGUAGCGGAGAGAGCCAGUGCCGAGCUGGGGAGCUCGGACUAGGAGGCGCCGGUACGCGACUCAACGGGCUGGGAGGUCACAUCGGAGGAGGUAGCGGCUGUACCCUGCCUGCCCCCCAGGGCUGCAGCGGCGGCGACGGGGGGAUUUCCCUGUCACCACCUCCAAGCUGCGGAGUGGGGACCCUACUUUCUACCCCGGCCGCCGCCACCUCUUCCUCGCCCUCCUUGUCGUCUGCCGCCUCGUCCUCAUCGCCUGGCUCCCGGAAGAUGGUGGUGUCAGCGGAGAUGUGCUGCUUUUGCUUCGAUGUGCUCUACUGUCACCUGUACGGAUACCAGCAGCCCCGGACCCCCCGGUUCACCAACGAGCCCUACCCACUGUUUGUAACAUGGAAGAUUGGUCGAGACAAAAGAUUGCGUGGAUGCAUAGGUACUUUUUCUGCCAUGAAUUUGCAUUCAGGACUCAGGGAGUACACACUUACCAGUGCCCUUAAAGAUAGCCGUUUUCCCCCAAUGACAAGGGAUGAGCUGCCUCGGCUGUUCUGCUCAGUGUCUCUGCUCACUAACUUUGAAGAUGUCUGUGAUUAUUUGGACUGGGAGGUGGGUGUACAUGGCAUUAGAAUAGAAUUCAUCAAUGAAAAAGGAUCAAAACGCACCGCCACCUACCUACCGGAGGUUGCAAAGGAGCAAGGAUGGGACCAUAUUCAGACCAUAGACUCCUUACUGAGGAAAGGAGGAUACAAAGCUCCAAUUACUAAUGAAUUCAGGAAAACCAUAAAACUGACCAGGUACCGUAGUGAGAAGAUGACCAUGAGCUAUGCUGAAUACCUUGCUCAUCGCCAGCAUCAUCAUUUCCAAAAUGGCAUUGGGCAUCCCCUCCCGCCACACAACCAUUAUUCCUGACACUGAGCCGUGCAGCCAGUCACUGGGCGUCUCUGCAGACCUCUUCCCGGGAGACCCUACCCCUUCUUGGUCUAGCUAUCUCUUUUACUGUACCAUUUUAUGAUGAUAGUUUCCGUUGCCAUGGUGAAGCUUCGAUAUCAUCAAUUGAGAUCAUCAUGGUAACGGGCAGAAUAAUGACAUUUGUUCAGAAGAUCCUGUUUUAUUAUUUUAGAUCACUGACUUUUUUUUUUUGCAGCAUAAAUAACUUGUGGGACUUUCUUUCCUUACACUGUUACGUAGAAGCUUGCAAUGCUAUCUCAUUCAGGUUUCUGUUUUUCUGUCCUUCUUACCUUCUUUUCUGUUUUCUUUCCUUCUUUGUCUCUUCCUUCCUUCCUUCUUUCAACUGUGGAUGGAAGAAAUUGUGCAGUUUCUAAGGAUUUUAUUUAGGUUUUUCUUUAGUUUCAGUAAGAUAGAUAAUUUUUGAUAGCUGAGUUUGGGAAUAAUUCAUAUCAAAUUCAGGUAUAUUACUCUUGACUUGUCAAAAAUUCAUUUUGUAUUUGAGAACUGAGUAUGUGGAUCUUGAGUCCUUAAGUCUGUGUUUUUCCCAUGGUUAAAAUAUAUGAACUUUAGUUCUAGUAUAGAACAUUUGAAGGUCCAUGAUAGGGCUUGUCACAGAGACGGAAACCAUCUAUGCCUAUUGUGCUGGUGAUCAUAAGAAAUGCUGCCUCAUCACUGUAUAUAUAGAACCAACUUACAAACUAACACUGUUUUAAGAAAGUACAAGCUACCUUUCAGAUAUGCUACAGAAAUCAUUAUGAAGAGUAGCAAGUAUCAGGAAGAGAGCAGAGACAGAAUUUCGUGCCUUUGAGAAGAAUAAGUUAAGUGGAAUAAAGAGAGGUUAGAAAAAAGGCAACUUAGAGAAAUAUUCUUGUAAAAUUUUAUUGUUUCUAUAUGUGAAACAACAGAUUAGACAAAUUCCUUACUCUUAAGUAUUUUUUUAAGCUGAAAAAUUUAUUUUGAGCAAAUAACCAAAAGAGACAUUUGCCUAUUAUAUGUUAAUUUAAAUUUGUUAGCUUUAGGUUUCAAUAAGUCUGAUCGGCCAGAGGCAAUUUUUGCUACCACUUAAUAAAAUGGUAAAGAUAGUCUAGGGAAACAAAAGUUCAUAUAUGCCAUGAUUUCAGAUAUGUUUGUAAUGGGGACAAUACUGGAGUUUUAGAAAUACUAUAAAUAGCUUGAAUCUCUUUCUGCACUACAUACUUUUGAUAGAAACACAUUUACUAUGUUGAUAAGAUAUUAUCUUACUUGGAGUAAAAAUGGAGUUGGCAUUUAGAUAUGAUAUAGUUGUUAAGAGCCCAGCUCAUUUUCAGGGCUAGCCUUCCCAUGGUGCAUACAAGGAGAACCUCCUCAUGUCAUAGGAGGUCCGUAUGUAUAAACCCAGGGAAAUGACAAAUGAUUCUGGAGAAAGAUUACCUUCAUUUUAUGGUAGUAAAUAUGUGUGUGUGUGUGUAAUCUUUUUCCACCAAUAUUUCAAAUGAUUAAUUAUAAAUAUGGUGCAGAAUAUAUAGUCUAAAACUAUGAGCUAUCACUAUCAAAAUGGCAUAGCUUAUACAUAUAGUUGCUAUGACAAGUGACAGACAGACUGCCAGUUCACAAUAUGAAACCCUAUUUUAUUUGUGAGAUAACUGGUCAAAUUCUUUGUGCUUGCCGUCAUGGUAAACCAAACUGCUUUAGUUUUUGAUGAGAGUUCUUAGAAGUUUGUUGGUAUUCCUUCAUUCACAGCAUUCAUUGUUGAAAUAACCACUUUCAGUUGUGAUGCCUUAACUAAGAAGCCAAUUGUUAGCUUGAAAUGCAAUCUUGGUAGCCAGUUCCAUUGAACCUUGAGGUUAGUCACAGAAAGCUAACUAUUGGCCUGUAGAAAGGGAUUUUGAGUCCUUUCGUUUCUACCUGGGAGCAUUUUGGAGCAGAUGAGUCUUUCAGUAUAAAAAAAAGAGUGGCUACCUGAUAGAAACUUUUUCUUGCCCUUAUAGGGAAACUGAGCACAAGCUGAAUGAUAUUGUCUGCUGCAAAAAAAAAAAGACAUAAUACAAACAAACUGAGGAGAGACAAAAUAGACCAAUACUGAUCCAUCAUAUACAUCAUCUCAUCAGUUCAACAGGCUCCUCAUCCUGGAUGAGCUCAUGGUCAGAAGUUUUUUCAAAGAAAAGAUCCAUUACAUAUAUGUAUGUGUGUAUGUAUACAUAUACUUAAACAUACAUGCAUACAUACAUAUGUGUCUGUUUAUGUAUUUUACGGUGCUAAUCAAGCCUGAGCAGGUCACGUGACUGGUCAUGUGGACUCUAAAAUCAUAUCAGAUUUUUUUAAAUUCUUGAUAUAUGCAGAUGUUAUACAGAUUUUCUUACCAGUGUAAUAAUAUUAUACUGAAGAAAUAACCAUCCUGCAGGCUUCAGAGGAUGAGGUCAGCAAUAUUUCCCACCAUGGCUUUGGGGAAAAGGAUAGUUUUGUCUACUUUUGUAUUCAAAUUAAUAUACAGUGCAUUUUUGUCUCUAAGUAGCUUUCGACUAAAAGAUUUUGUAGUGCAAAGGGUGUUCUACCAACUGUAAUGGUGUGCUUCAAACAAAUGCUAGACCCUUUCACCUUUGUUGUAUAUUACAAAGCUGUUAUGUUAAAUGUGUGGUUUGAAUUAGCUUUGAACAUGUUGAAAUAAGCAUGUGUUUUUCACUCGGACGAAGAUUCUCAAUGCACAGGUUGUGUUCUAGCCAGUUGUGGUUUAGUUGUUCAGAAACACAAACGAAUUGCACUCUUAUCACCAGAAUAUUGUAUAAGUUCAGUGAUCUUUAAACAGCUCAGAAGUAAUACUUGAACUUCAUUUGAGUAGCACAAAGUUUACAUAGCCCCCCCUUUUAAAUAAGUUCCAUUUAUUUUCCGUUUUCAAAUGCAACUGGGUAUUUUUCCUCUUGGAAAAUAGUACAUAUUUCAUUUUGGUAUGUAGCAAAAGGCUUCCAUUUCUGGAAGGGUUUUCUUGUUCUUAAAACAAGGUCAGCCAGGUACCAGAUUCUAAAGAACAAUUGCCUGUCCCCUCCCCCUCAAUAAGUGGCCUUCCAACUGCGUGAGAAUGCUUCCUAUCUGCUCCAGUCUCCCCUACCAUGAGAGGUCGGUGUAACUGAUGGAGGAAGUGCAAGGCUUGCUCUUCACCGCCUCCACCCCUCCCACCGCACCUGCACCACUUCAAGCAGUUGUUAAGAUUUUCAGUCAAGGAGAUACAACCCCAAUGCCCAGCACACCGGAAGUUUGUAUACUGGCCUCUUUUCAUGUCUUCAAAUGUGCAUGAAAUUUGAAACUGUCAUCUGGAAUAGGUUCCAUCUCUUAUGUGUGUUAGAUCAAACCAAAGAAGCCCCCAGCCAUGCCCAAAUGCUGCUCCAAAAGCCUGCCUUCCAGUCCUUACAAAAACCUUGCAGGAUUAAAUGUGUUUAACUUUUUUAUUUUUGUACAGUUUCUAAGUGAUUUUUGCUAGUGAUGUUAAACUGAAUUAAGUUUAUUUGAGGGGUGUGUGUGCCUCCUCCAUUUAAAUAAACUGGUGAGUUUUAUUUUUUAGAAGUGGAAACCCGUUGUGUGCCUCUCGAUUUAAGGGUUUCUGAUUAUAUUAUCCUUAAGACCAGCAUUGAUCCUUUAUAUACAAAGAUAUGUUUUCCUUGUUUUUUAUUACUGUUUCAGAAGAAAAUAAACCUUUUAUUUUGCUCUGGACCCAGUAACUGCGCUGGUACAUAGACGCACUGAGAAAACAAACUUUUGUAACCACCUCUGACUGUUUUUGUAUAUCAAAGUUGAUUACUUUUGAAAUAUUUGGAUCUAGUUUCUAAUUUAUUUUAGUGUUUUGUAUGUUCCCUGAAAUUACUUUGCAUCGGUCACCAGCGUAAUGAGUCCUUGGUGAUGCAAUGAUGAGAUUUAUAAUAAACAAAAGCUACCUGGAGUAGCUCUUGUUUUCUUCUUUCUUAGUAACCUGUUUUUGAUUACAGUAAGACAUUAGAUUACCUGAAACCCGUUCAAGUAUAACUAGAUCCUCCUUCCUUCUUAUUCACUUAAAUAAGCAACUAUUUAAUUGCUUAAUAGUUUGAAGAAACUAUUGGAAGUGGGCAUUUUUAUUAUGACGUGUAUGGCUUCAAAAUAUUAAAAAUGAGCAAAAAGAAAAAUGAGAAGGUUUAUGUGGGUCUGUAAGGUAUGGCUGUGGAAAGUUAUGUAGUAGUUUUGACACUAUUGUACCUUUAAAAUCAUUUACCCAAUAAAAUGUUAAAAACUGA